UUGACAGCAAUGAAGAAUUAUGGGUGAAUUUAAUUCUUUUGAAUGAUUUAAGUGUUUUUAUUCAUGUUUUCAAUUUGAGAAUAGAUCUUUGGCAUUUUGCCUUGGAAUAUCUAAACAUUAGCAUUCUCACAUUUCACUCUUUACGUUAUGUUUGAAUCGAAUGUUACAACUGCAAUAACCAUAUCGGUUUUAUGAUACCACUUUAAAACAGCGGCAUACUUGGCUGUUGAUAAAAAUUUAUUUUAGAUUUAAGCAUAUCUUUUAGUUGUUUGUCACAUUAUUUGUGUGUGUAUGAUUAUAAUAAACCUUCCUAUUUUUUUCAAGAUAAAAUGGUAUUUCUAAAAUUUUAGUACUGACAACUUCCAAUCUUGGCAUUAUUAAUGUACCUCUGAGGUUAUGCUGUGAAGGGUUAAUAUAUUUUUUUCAAUGAACUGUUCUACCAAUUGCCACAUUUUUGAAAAAAAUCUACUUGAAUCUUUUUUGUAAAGCAUAAUAGAUGAAGGGCUUCAUACAAACUUUUUUAUGGGAACUAAUUGUCGUACUCUUUAGAAUUUUUUUGUUUGUUUAACUCUUUUUGUUACACUUCAGCCAAUAAGAUUUACUGUUACCCAUUUUAGGAAAUGCCUUUAAUAGUUAAAAUCAAGCCAGCCCUUAAACAAAGAGGAAGUAAAUGGACAGUGGUAACCAGUUGUCAAGUACUUCAUGAGAGAAAUCCAUCCAAUAAUCAGUCCUUAUUUCUUCCAUAAAGAAUGGAUUUAUUUAUCUUAAAGAUCAUGGUUGUUAGCUGCCACUUCCCACUUCCAGAGACCUUCAAUGGUUUAACUUGCUUAUCUUCUGCAGCCCAGCAUGUUUCAAAUCAAACCUUUCUCACUUAUAGUCUUAUAGAUUUUACAACAAUCAUAGUGACGGUACCAGUUCCAUUUUGCCUCCAAUUCACUUGAUGAUAUAUUUUUUCAUAUUUCUCAUUUUAUAAUUGAUAUCUGGAAUAAUCAGCAGCUCUUUUCUCAUUUACUUUCUUAUAUUUUUAUUCCAGGAUUUGCCUCUGAAGCAGGGAGUGACUGCAUUAAAAAUGACCUGUAGUUCUCUGCUUCAUAGAUGCUUCUUCAGCUCCCUCCUCUUCCUCCAUGGGCGGUGCUUGCAGCUCCUUUACCACCUCUUCCAGCCCUACCAUUUAUUCUACCUCAGUCACCGACAGCAAGGCUAUGCAAGUGGAGAGCUGCUCCUCAGCCUUGGGGGUAAGUAACAGAGGGGUAAGUGAAAAGCAGUUAACCAGUAACACAGUUCAGCAGCAUCCAUCAACACCGAAGAGGCACACAGUCUUGUACAUCUCACCACCACCUGAGGACUUGCUGGAUAACAGUCGGAUGUCCUGCCAGGAUGAGGGGUGUGGAUUGGAAUCUGAGCAGAGCUGCAGUAUGUGGAUGGAGGAUUCCCCCUCCAACUUCAGUAACAUGAGCACCAGUUCCUACAAUGAUAACACUGAGGUACCUCGUAAAUCACGAAAACGAAAUCCCAAGCAGAGGCCGGGGGUCAAACGACGAGAUUGUGAAGAAUCUAAUAUGGAUAUAUUUGAUGCCGACAGUGCCAAGGCACCUCACUAUGUGCUUUCUCAGCUUACCACGGACAACAAAGGCAACUCAAAAGCAGGAAAUGGAACAUCAGAAAACCAAAAAGGAACUGGAGUAAAGAAGAGCCCUAUGUUGUGUGGACAGUAUCCUGUUAAAAGUGAAGGAAAGGAACUGAAGAUAAUUGUACAACCUGAGACCCAGCACCGAGCUCGAUACCUGACUGAGGGCAGCCGUGGCUCAGUAAAGGAUAGAACACAGCAAGGCUUUCCUACAGUAAAGCUGGAAGGCCAUAAUGAGCCGGUAGUGUUGCAAGUGUUUGUGGGCAAUGACUCUGGUCGAGUGAAACCACAUGGAUUUUAUCAGGCCUGCAGGGUAACUGGGCGAAAUACAACUCCCUGCAAAGAAGUAGACAUUGAAGGCACUACUGUUAUAGAAGUUGGCCUUGAUCCAAGCAACAAUAUGACACUGGCGGUGGACUGCGUAGGGAUAUUGAAAUUGAGGAAUGCUGAUGUUGAAGCCAGAAUAGGAAUUGCUGGUUCCAAGAAAAAAAGCACUCGUGCCAGAUUGGUUUUUCGAGUUAGUAUCACAAGGAAAGAUGGCUCCACUUUGACACUGCAAACACCGUCUUCUCCGAUUUUAUGUACUCAGCCUGCAGGAGUGCCAGAGAUCUUAAAGAAAAGCUUACAUAGCUGCUCAGUGAAAGGAGAGGAAGAAGUAUUUUUGAUUGGCAAGAACUUUCUGAAAGGCACGAAAGUUAUUUUCCAAGAAAAUGUUUCUGAUGAAAACUCAUGGAAGUCAGAAGCUGAAAUAGACAUGGAAUUAUUUCACCAGAAUCAUCUUAUUGUGAAAGUUCCCCCAUAUCAUGACCAGCAUAUAACUUUGCCCGUAUCGGUGGGAAUAUAUGUAGUGACCAACGCUGGAAGAUCUCAUGAUGUUCAGCCAUUCACUUACACUCCAGACCCAGCAGCAGCAGCUAGCACUUUGAAUGUAAAUGUGAAGAAGGAAAUAUCUAGUCCAGCAAGACCUUGCUCUUUUGAAGAGGCCAUGAAAGCAAUGAAAACUACUGGAUGUAACUUAGAUAAGGUGAAUAUUCUUCCUAAUGCUCUGAUCACUCCACUCAUAUCAAGCAGUAUGAUUAAGAGUGAAGAUGUUACUCCAAUGGAAAUAACAGCAGAAAAAAGAUCUUCCCCUAUUUUUAAGGCUACAAAGACAGUUGUAUCAACCCAACAAACAUUAGAAAAUAUCUCUAACAUAGCAGGAAAUGGGUCUUUCUCAUCAUCAUCAUCUUCCCACUUACCUUCUGAAAAUGAAAAGCAGCAGCAGAUUCAGCCCAAGGCAUACAACCCAGAGACGCUGACAACUAUCCAAACACAGGAUAUUUCACAGCCUGGUACCUUUCCAGCAGUUUCUGCCUCUAGUCAGCUGCCCAGCAGUGAUGCGCUACUGCAGCAGGCUACACAGUUUCAGACGAGAGAAAGUCAGCCUCGGGAGGUGUUACAGUCAGAUGGCACAGUGGUUAAUUUGUCCCACCUGACCGAGGUGCCACAGCAGCAGCAGUCACCGCUGCAAGAACAAACACAGACUUUACAGCAGCAGAUGUCCUCAAACAUUUUCCCAUCGCCAAAUAGUGUGAGUCAGCUACAGAAUACAAUCCAGCAUCUGCAAGCAGGAAGUUUCACAGGCAGUCCAGCUAGUGGCAGCGGUGGAAAUGUUGACUUGGUCCAACAAGUUUUAGAGGCACAACAACAGUUAUCUUCAGUUUUAUUUUCUGCUCCAGAUGGUAAUGAGAAUGUUCAAGAGCAGCUUAGUGCAGACAUUUUUCAACAAGUCAGUCAAAUUCAAAAUAGCGUAAGCCCUGGAAUGUUUUCCUCAGCAGAGCCAGCAGUGCAUAGCAGGCCGGAUAACUUGAUAGCUGGGAGAGCUGACAGUGUUCACCCGCAGACUGACAGCACCCUGUCAGGCCAGCAGCCGCAGCAGCCGCAGCAGGUGAUGGAGUCAUCGGCUGCCAUGGUGAUGGAGAUGCAGCAGAGCAUCUGCCAGGCCGCUGCCCAGAUUCAGUCCGAGUUGUUUCCUUCCACCGCGUCAGCAAGUGGGAACCUCCAGCAGUCUCCAGUUUACCAGCAGACUUCCCAUAUGAUGAGUGCAUUAUCUACCAGUGAGGACAUGCAAAUGCAGUGUGAGCUCUUCUCUUCUCCUCCUGCAGUUUCUGGAAAUGAAACUACUACAACCCCCACGCAGCAGGUUGCAACCCCUGGCACUACCAUGUUUCAAACGUCAAGUUCAGGAGAUGGAGAAGAAACUGGAGCACAAGCAAAACAGAUUCAGAACAGUGUCUUUCAGACCAUGGUCCAGAUGCAACACAGUGGGGAGAAUCCACCCCAAGUUAACCUUUUUUCAUCUACAAAAAGUAUGAUGAGUGUUCAGAAUAGUGGUACCCAGCAGCAAGGUAAUGGUUUAUUCCAGCAGGGUAAUGAGAUGAUGUCCCUCCAAUCUGGGAAUUUUUUGCAGCAGUCUUCUCAUUCACAGGCUCAACUUUUUCAUCCUCAAAAUCCUAUUGCCGAUGCUCAGAACCUUUCCCAGGAAACUCAGGGUUCUAUUUUUCAUAGUCCAAGUCCUAUUGUCCAUAGUCAGACUUCUACAACCUCCUCUGAACAGAUGCAGCCUCCAAUGUUUCACUCCCAAAGUACUAUGGCUGUGCUACAGGGCUCUUCUGUUCCUCAAGAUCAGCAGUCAGCCAAUAUAUUUCUUUCCCAGAGUCCAAUGAAUAAUCUUCAAACUAACACUGUAGCCCAGGAAGAACAGAUUUCAUUUUUUGCAGCUCAAAACUCAAUUUCUCCACUUCAGUCAACAUCGAACACUGAGCAGCCAUCUGCUUUCCAACAGCAGGCUCCAAUAUCACACAUCCAGACCCCUAUGCUUUCCCAAGAACAGGCACAGCCCUCCCAGCAAGGUCUUUUUCAGCCCCAGGUGUCCCUGGGCUCCCUUCCUCCAAAUCCAAUGCCUCAGAGUCAGCAAGGAGCAAUGUUCCAGCCACAGCACUCAAUAGUUGGCAUCCAGAGUAACUCUGCAUCCCAGGAGCAGCAGCAGUCACCACAACCACAGAGCAUUUUAUUCAGUGGCCAGAACACCAUGGCUACCAUGGCAUCCCAGAAGCCACCUCCACCAGCCAUGAUAUUCAGCCCCAGUCAGAAUCCAAUGGCAAACCAGGAGCAGCAGAACCAGUCACUUUUUCACCAACAAAAUAACAUGGCCCCAUUGAAUCAAGAGCAGCAGGCCAUGCAGUUUCAGAACCAGCCCACAGUUUCCUCCCUUCAGAAUCCAGGUCCGCCCCAGUCUGAAUCAUCACAGACCUCCUUGUUCCACAGCUCUCCUCAGAUUCAGUUGGUCCAAGGGUCACCUAAUUCUCAAGAGCAGCAAGUGACACUCUUCCUCUCUCCAGCAUCCAUGUCUGCACUGCAGACCAGCAUAAACCAACAAGACAUGCAACAGUCUCCUCUUUACUCCCCUCAGAACAACAUGCCUGGAAUCCAGGGAGCCACAUCUUCACCUCAACCACAGGCUACUUUAUUUCACAACACUACAGGAGGCACAAUAAACCAACUACAGAAUUCUCCUGGCUCAUCUCAGCAGACUUCGGGAAUGUUCUUAUUUGGCAUUCAAAAUAACUGUAGUCAGCUUUUAACUUCUGGACCAGCUCCAUUGCCAGAUCAGUUGAUGGCCAUAAGUCAGCCAGGUCAACCACAAAAUGAGGGCCAGACACCUGUGACAACACUUCUUUCUCAGCAAAUGCCAGAGAAUUCUCCGCUGGCAUCCUCUCUAAACACCAACCAGAGCAUCGAAAAGAUUGAUUUGCUUGUUUCAUUGCAAAACCAAGGGAACAACUUGACUGGUUCCUUUUAACUGGAAAUAAAUUCCGUGAAGAAAAUCCUGAUUCCAAGAUGUCCUGAGUUCUUGUGAUUCCAUGAGGAUUAUUGAACUGUUACUUUAACAACAAAACAAACUAUGAAAAACUGUGAUUGAGUAAAUGGAUAGAUUUUACUCUGACUGCAAAAGAGCACACCUGUGCUGCCUGUUGCAGUGGUUGGCCACCAUUGUUAACAUCUUCAUAUUUAUAUUCCUAAUAACAGUAAUGACUGAGAACCUGAGUUUCCAGCUGACAGAAUUAAUUGUUGCUAUUUUCCUAGGCACUAUUUCUUUAAAAGUACAGUUCGCAUUCAAAAGCUGGACUGCUCAGUUAUUAUUGCUAUUAGAAAACAAUUCAUAUUAUCAUGUUUACUUCUGUUCUUCAUAUUUUCUUUCCUGCAUUGUUUUAGUCAAGUAAUGGCUUUUGAAAAAGGAAAGUUGAAAUAAUAACUAAGGCUGUCAUUUUUCAGUGUAAAAAGCACAGCUAUUGGCCAAAGUGAAGGAAUCUUUUUUUCAGUUUUUAUGGAGAAACUGAACAGGUGACAUUCUGACAAGUAAGCAUAUUAAGAGUUCUACACAAUAAAAGGCUUCUUUAUCAGAAAGGCAGACAGCCCACAAACUGGGAACAGCUGGAAUGCUAUUGAUUUUAUUUUUCAGAGAGUUGUUAAUUCCCUGUGUUUCUUUAAAGGGAGUUAGCCAUAACUGUGCAUAGAAAAAAUAUUUUGCUCUAUAAAAAAAUGAAGGGGAAUAAUAUAUGGUAAAUUAUGUUCUGAUAUCCUCCUACAGUAGUUCAAACUGACAGAGUAAUUUGAGUCUAUUGUCCUCUUAUCCUACUCUUGGACCCUGGUGUUCCCUUUUUUAUAUUCAUCUACAUUACUCUUGCCCUCUUCUUCACUUUAUUUUAGACAAUUAGUUAUAUACUACUAGCAUUGUGACUGUAGCAACUUAAAGGAAAGCCACUCCGAUCUGGGGUAACCCAGCAACUCCUGCAGCCCAGGUGGGGUGGGAGAAUACCGUUUCAGGAAUGAGGAGAGCUGAUUCCUGAGACAUAAGGAUUUUUUCUCCCCAUGAACGGUGCUGUUCUGAAGUCUUCAAAUUUUUCCCUCUAAUAGGAAACUGUAAAUUUUAAUUUAAAAAAAAGAUAAAAUGUCUUGGAACAUCACUUUUCCCUGAGCUGCAGUGAGUAUAAUUCACUUGUCACCUCAGUGCUUUACAGUUUGAAGUGGUCGCUUAUCUGAUAGUUCCCAAAAGCCAUAGGCUUUACAGGAUCAUAUCAUUGACUUAAAAUGAAGAAUUAACUUGUUAUGUUUAUAGAGAGCAAAAUAACACACUCCAGAACUCACAGUUGUAGCAUUGGUUAUACAGUUUUGGGUGUUCUCACCACCAGUGGGAUGCCUGCUUCUCACCACAACCUGUUGUCUGGACUCAUGCUCAUGUCUUACUUUCUUUUUGGCAUGUAGAAAGCUGUUAAUACAGUUAAGGCCAAAUCGUUAGUGGCUUCUGUAUGUAGAUAAGAUUUUUUGUUAUUUUCCAUUUCAUUUAUUAUUUUUAUGUAUACAAAAAAUAGCCUGUUAAUUGUUGAAGGCUACUUUUCUGUUUGUUUGUUUUAUUUCUUCUAUACAUUUAGUUGAACUUUGUGGAAUCGUAGUGUUGGUUUUGUUCAUACAGCCAGAUUUUUUCCCCCUUUUUGUGAUGGUCUUCUUGGUUCUUUAAAUGUGCUCUUCUAAUCUGUUUUUUCUCUUUGUUCUCAUAUUCUUCCCUCCAUCCCCAACCCUUUCUUUCUUUCUCUCUCUGAUUGAGAGGCAUUGAAUUAUGUUUUCAGUAGUACAGGCUUCUUGCCGAUAUGAAGGGAACUUCUCAGAAAGAGACCUACUCUGGGUCAUUUAAUUUUGAAUACAGUUUUCAAUCGUUCAAGUUUUGGAUGGUUUAUAUCUAAUGUGUGUUUCAUUUUUUUGGAAAGCUAUAUUUUGUAUUUAGGAAAUGGUAUACUAUUUUGCUAUUUGUACUGAGUGAGUACAUUGGCAUAAAUAUAGAAAUUUAUAUAUAUACAUAUAUAUAAACUAUUCUUUUUUUGCCACACAUUUUUGUGGUAAAUUUGUGAGUUUGUCAUGUUCUACCACAACGUGGCGUCUGAUAACAGUGAGGGGGGUGGGGUUUGUUAAGUCUUUAUUGAGUAUUUAAGUAUCUUUUGAAACAAAUGACCUGUUCAUCUGUGGCCAUUCCAUCAGGCAGUUCCUUGAUGUUAUUAGUGGGCUAAAGGCAGCUUACUGUAUGUUUGCUGGAUCUUUCACUCAGCAAAAUGCUAGAGUAAAGAAACCUAUCUAGGCAGUGUAUCAAAUGGUGUUUCACAAGAAUGAGCCAUUCAGUCUUUGCUCACUAUAUAUUUAAUAUUUUAUUGUUGUUAUUGUUAUUAUUAAUUGGCUUUCUGUAUUCUAUGCCUUUUAUUUAUAAAGACACUAAAAAAAACAUGUUUGUAAUUUUAAUAACAUUUCCCCCAUCUUGUAAUAUCCUAAGCUACUUUAUAAAUUGUUUGAACCAAAAGUAUUUUCCUUAAUAUUUCUCUUCCCUCCCCACCCCAUCAGGAAAUUACCCAGUAUAGUUCAGGUUAUGAGAAGGCCCAGCCACACAAUCCAGUGCUUCAGUUUUAAAAUGUAAAACUCUAACUACAAAGGGUUCACUAAUGUCAGAAAGCUUACCCAGCAAGUAUAAUAAUAAGUAGGAAUAAAAUACUGUAAGUUUAUUUCUGAGUUUUCUGAAAUUUUUUCUAAGAUAUUUCACAGGACACUCAGGAAGUCUAUUCACCAAGUUUCAAUUAGGAUGUUUGUGAACUCUAUGGAUGAAGUGGUGGCAAGAAGACUGGCUUGUGUGCUGACUUCUGUUCUGUUGUUAAGAGGUUUAUCAUUGUAAAAUGCUGAUAGCCAAUGCCAAGUCACCAGGGACCAAUUUUCUGUUUUAUAAUAUCUAAGUUUAGAACAGAACGUACACCUGAACUGUAGUGGUUUGAUUGGAUGGAGGCAGAAAACCCAAUUUUUAUUUUCAUAAAUUUUGUGGUUAUUUAUACAAGGGCUGUGCUAUGCUACCAUAUUCUUAUUCAAUAAUGAUGGAUUUUGUUUUUAAUAUUGUUAAAUGUUCCUUACCCCUAAAGGUCAAUGUUAAGUACAACAUUCUAAAUAUACAGUUUGGUUACAAAAAGCAUUUGUCAUCUUAUUAAAGAGUUAGCUCAGUGGGCAGUGGUUGAUACUUGUGCUAAUAAUGCAGUUACCAGAUUACUGUUACAAGUUACAGCUACAUAUGAGAGAAACUCCUUGAACCAGCAAAGGCCUUGGAAACAACAAGUUACUAAAUUUAUUUAAGGCAGAAGGAUCUAAAUAAACCACAUUUUAUUCCUUUAUAUUGUUAUAUUCAGUUGUUCUUGCUUUUAGCAACUCACAUUAAUUCUUGGAGCUAAUGUGUGUGUGUGUGUGUGUGUGUGUGUGUGAUUCCUUAUUGCCAUUCCAUUAUAUAUCCACACCAACAUGGGAGAAGAUAAUUAGAAGUCAUAUUUUACAUCUGAAUUUUAUCAUGUUGCCUUUGUAAUUAGUGUACCAUAUUGUUUGUUAUUUAACCAAUGCAAAUCUGUUUUCAGCAGUCGCCCUGGAACAGGCUAUUAAAGGGCUUUGUUUAUUGUAGAAGCAGUAUUAAUGAGGGACCUUUCUUCUUCAUUCCUUCUCUUGUGAUACUGUAUAUGUGAUAGUUGGGAAUUUCAAUAUAGUAUAUUUCUUGCCCAUCAGAACCUCAGUUAAUCUACCUGGGAGAAAUGGUGUGAAAGGAAAUGAGAAGGAAGUUAUAUUUGAGUCCCUCUAGAACUAAGAUAAUUCCUUUUGACCAUUUAAGCCAUUAUAGACACUUGUUUUGGAAAAAUGAAUUAAAGUCUCAAAUUCAGCAUGGUGUAUAAAUACUCACUAGGAGUAUUUUGAGAGUUUUUCAUCUUUCUGGUGAAAAUUACUGUUCUAAUAUCUGAGUCCUAGUUGAUUUUUUUUUCUGAUUUUAAUUGAAAACUGAAUGAAACCUAUUAGCUUUCCUCUGCUUCAUGACCACAGGCUUCAUGCCUCGAACAGCCGUGUUGUAUCUGCAUGCCUUUGGUCAGAUGGAGGGACUCAGUGAGAAAAACUGUAUAGUUCAGCUUUAUUAGGAAAAUAACUCAGGAGUAUAUACCGUAGUGAGCAGGUUAGUAGACUGUCAUAAACAUUAAAAAGAGCUUUUCUCUCUGCUUGUAUCAUUAGAGCUAAAUCAUGGAGAUAAUGUCCAUAAAUGUAGUAUCAGAAUAGUACCUACAGUAUCAUUUAUGAAUUGUCGUAGUACUCUCAUUACUUCUUCAAUUCCUUUUUUCAUGCUAUUCUAGCUUCAUUUAUUAAUAAAAUUCUAUUUUUACUGUAUUUUCAGGAAAUUUUUUAAAAUUAAUAUUUUAUAUCUAGAUUAAAUGCUUGUGCCUUUUUGCCAUGAUAGUGCCCCUUUCUUGUAAUUUCAUUUUCAGUAUUGCCAAAAACACAUAAAUGAUUUUAAUAGGCCCCAACUUUCAAUUUUUCCAUUUAGUCAUUCUUUUUUCUAUUUCUUGAUCACCAUAGAAGACAACUUCAUUAAUUUUCUAACUCCGUUUGGCAUAAGAGUAACAGAAAAGACACGUUGCUAGAAUUGCUCCUUUGAAGAAGGGUAAGUAAAAGAUCACAGAAUUAUACUCUUUGGUCUUUAUAGCUUAACUAAAUUUGUCUUCCUCCUGACCAACUAAUGAUAGGUCUUAUCUGAAUGCUAAUGAAGAUUUUACUAUCUGUGAGACUCCAUACACAUAAAUAUGUGUAGUUAAAUUUCAGGAAGGAAGAGUUUAAAGCAUCUCAGACUUUAGUUAGAUGGGUGAAAAUAAAUCACUAGCACAUGGUUUAGGUAAAGCCUGGUAAUGUCAGUUUUUCAAACUAGGCAGAGCCAAGAAAUUCAUUAUAGUGUACUUCUUGCCCAUCAGAACCUCAGUUAUCUGCCUAUGAAAAACAGUAUCAAAAGAAAUGAAGAAGUUAUAUCUGAGUCCCUCUAGAUCUAAGGUAAUAAUUCCUUUCAACCAGAUAGAGUUGGAUUGUGUGUCCCUCUGGUUUUUGUUAAUUUUGCCUAUGUUCCAACUCCUUACCACAGCUGUAGUGCCUACAGAAAGGGCCAUCAACAACAGGCAGUCAGGAUAGUAGUAGCUUUGAGAUAGAGCUGAUUUCCCCAGGUGUUUCUGUGACUUAGUGGCACUGAAGACUGCAAACCUUUAUGCAAUAUUCGUAAUACCCUAAAGAUAGAAUGCACUUUAAUCAUUCCAAAGAAGUAAAAAAUGCUGUAUAGUGAUGAUUUGUUCUUAAUGAAUACAUCUUAAGUGUUUAGGUUAUUUAUGUCCUUAUUUUGGAUAGCAACUUGGUAUAAGUUUUACAUGUUUUCUAAAAUAUAUAGUUGGACUUAAGACUUUGAAAUGUAAUUGACAGUAAGGGGAAAUGACUACAUCAGCAAAUCAUUUUAGAGACAUUAAAAUGUUCAGCUUGCUAACCUGUAUGUUUGAGAGUAAAUUAAAACCAGCCCUCUUCCUAUAUUUUGUAUCAUGUUAGUAAGAACAUCAUACUAUAUAGUUUUCUGCAUAUAUGGUGUAUAUAAAUGAGUGGUUCUCAAAAUAUGGUCCUAUGCCAACACCAGUAUGACAUGGGAACUAGUUUUAUUAAUGCAGUUUUAUAAAUGCAGAUUCUUGGGCCCUAUUCCAGAAAUACUGAAUCAGAAACUCUGGAGAGGGACCUUGCAGUCUGAAUUUUAACAAGCCCUCCAGGUGAUCCUGAUGGACACUUACAUUUGAGAACUACUGGUGUAAACUAUAUACAGUCAGAUCUAGAAAGGUUUUUUUUGCUUAUGCAGAUUCAGUUAUACAUUGUUCUUUAUGUAAAUUCAGUAUAACCUGGUUAUUCAUAAUCAUUUACUGGCAAUGAUAAUUCUCAGUACUGCCUAUAGAAAUACAGUAUAUUUUAUGUACAUAUACAGUUGGUCUAGUUACAGAUAAUUCAGUUAACUUGGUUUGGUAUUUUCUUGCCACUUACUAAAAAGUUUACAUUAAAUGACUUAUUUAAAUAUAUAGGUGCAAUGCUCUAUAUUUCUUUUAACUGUUACGACAUUUAAGUAGCUAACACAAUGGACUGGUGCUAAAUUCUGUUUAUCCAUAAACUGGGUACGUAGUGGGCAGUGAUAAUACAAGCUUUCUUUUCAUUGCCUCUUACUUUACCAGCAGACCACAAUUUUGGUCUAGCUAGAUCAACUUUCAGAAUAAAAUUACCUGUCAUUCCUUAUUUUUGUAUCCCAGAUAUUAAACAAGAUGGCUGGCCAGGCCAACAAAGCACCUUAUUAAAUUUCUUCUUUUAAUAGAUAAAACUUCUUUAAAAGCAGCCUGCUUUGUAUGAGAACUGAUGCAGUAGAGUUAUAGCUGUCAUUGGAACUUGUGCUGCAGACAAGAGUUAUUUUUUAAAGUAAAGUAAUUUAAUAAAAACUUUGUUUUUAUUCAAGACAGUACAUUAUAUAAUUUGGGCAUUUCUCCCUUCUGCACUGUAUGCAUCAUGGUAAAUAUAAACUAACCACAAGAUAAGUAUAUUUAUCCAUUCAUUUAAAUCUUCCUGUGUAAUUCAGUACCUUCAUAAUUGUUCUAAUCUUCCUCCCACUGUUUACAAAUCAUUAAUUACUAACUCAUGAAAGAAAAAUGCACAGUUCAAAAUAAAAAUAAUUGUAUACUCACUUUAUAAAAAUCACCACUGCUGUCUUUGCUUAACACUCGCAGUGGAAAUGUAAGUGGCUUACUUUACAAACAUUGGUGCUGGCAAAUACAUAGGUAAACUGUUGGGAGAUGCUCUAGCUACAUUCCUCCUUUGUUGUUACCUGUCUCUUCUUCCCCACUUAAUUGCAUAAUAUAAUCCUGUACCCAAAGCAUUCUAUCAACUCUAUUCAGUUACAAUUUGUAAUCUCUCUUUUAAAGACCUUGUUUAAUCAUCUCUCUUUUUUUCCAGAAUUAAUUUGCCUGAUUUGAAAUAGUUCAUAGGGAUUGCUUAUUAUUAUUAUUAUUUUAGCUAAUGAACCUCAGGACAACAUACACACACACACACACACACACACACACACACACACUCAGAUAUUUGAGAGUAGCUUUAGAAUCAGAUUAAUGUGUCCAGUAAAGAACUGUCCUACAUUGAAGAGUUUAUGACUUCAGUAGCUACAAAGUGACAUUGAGCUGAUUUCUUUUGAUCUACUGAGUGUAUCUGCUCAUCUUGUUCCCUUACUUCUAAUUGAUAGGCUCCAAGUAGUUGCUACUUUUUAGGAUAACUUUUACUGAGUUCCAUGACUUUUUCUGCUUAGUCUUUUAAUAAAUAUAUACAUACCAAUUAACCUAUUCUCAAGUGGUUUAGUUACCGUUCUGCCAUUUAAAUAUUUUACUUAAUUUUAUUUGCUUGAGCACACUGAUCAACCACUGAACUGCCUUUUUCCAUUGUCUUGCAAUGAUAUAUGGGUUACAUUUUUGUGUAUAUGGCUUUCAUAGUUGGAAUUUCAGCGCACUAACACCAGAUAUUUUCAGUUUGUUCUCUGGGGGAAUUUCGUUUGCAUCUAUGUUUUUAGCUAUCUGUGAUAACUUGUUAAAUAUUAAAAAGAUAUUUUGCUUCUAUUGGAACAUUUGUAUACUCGCAACUAUAUUUCUGUAAACAGCUGCAGUCAAAAAUAAAACAUUGAAAGUUUUCAUUUU
Manis javanica (Malayan pangolin) is the source of this 13236-nucleotide messenger RNA. RefSeq names its product nuclear factor of activated T cells 5 (gene NFAT5). Gene Ontology annotation, cellular component: transcription regulator complex. The record is from RefSeq and is a predicted model, not a curated record. Gene Ontology annotation, molecular function: DNA-binding transcription factor activity, RNA polymerase II-specific; RNA polymerase II cis-regulatory region sequence-specific DNA binding; transcription factor binding. Gene Ontology annotation, biological process: regulation of transcription by RNA polymerase II; cytokine production; calcineurin-NFAT signaling cascade. NCBI's taxonomy places the organism in Eukaryota, Metazoa, Chordata, Mammalia, Pholidota, Manidae.